AUGGACCCCAACGGCAACCGGCUGCACCUCAACUUUGGCAGCAAUGAGCGUGUCCCCGUACCCGACCGAACCUACCCCACGACCCCCUCCACCUUUCCUCAGCCCGUCUUCUCUCCCACCAGCGCGCAGCAAGCCCAAGCUGGCCUCCAGCAGCAGCCGCAACAACAACAACAACAACAACAGCAACAGCAACAACAGCAACAUCAACAACAACAACAUCAGCAGCAGCAGCAGCAGGCGUAUGGCGCUGGCUAUGCUCCCCAAGGCUACUUUGCGCAAUCCGCCGCCGCCUACCCUGCCGGCGGCUAUCCCGCUCAGACGGUGAGCAACGACUAUGCUCAUGCUCAGAAUGGCUACUAUCAUCCCCGUUCCAACACCCCCGGCACAAACGACCCCAACACCGGUCUGGCUCAUCAAUUCUCUCACCAGAACCUGGGUGGUGCCGCGCGAGCUGCCCCCCGGGGCCCUUCGCCUUCUCAGCGUCCCCGGACGGCCGGCAGCCAACCUCCCGGCUACACCAACUACUCCAACCCGCCUCCGCUGCCCACCCAAGGCGCACCGGCCGCCGGAGAGUUCCAGGUCGCUCCCGAGAGGAACCCAGAUCGCUACGGUCCCAAUGCCAAUAGCAACCAGAAGAAGUGCUCGCAGCUGGCUGCCGACUUCUUCAAGGAUAGCGUGAAGCGGGCCCGUGAGCGUAAUCAGAGACAGAGUGAGCUCGAGCAGAAACUGGCAGACCCCUCACAGAGUGCUGCUAGGAAGGAGCAGCUGUGGUCGACUGCUGGUCGCAAGGAAGGGCAGUAUCUGCGAUUCCUGCGAACCAAAGACAAGCCGGAAAACUACAACACGGUCAAGAUUAUCGGCAAGGGCGCAUUUGGGGAAGUGAAGCUGGUGCAGAAGAAGGGGGAUGGCAAAGUCUACGCCAUGAAAUCCUUGAUCAAGACGGAAAUGUUCAAAAAAGACCAGCUGGCCCACGUUCGAUCCGAGCGUGACAUCCUGGCCGAGUCGGACAGCCCUUGGGUCGUCAAACUCUACACAACAUUCCAGGAUGCCUACUUCCUCUACAUGCUGAUGGAGUUCCUGCCCGGCGGCGACUUGAUGACCAUGCUCAUCAAGUAUGAAAUCUUCUCCGAGGAUAUCACGCGCUUCUACAUUGCCGAAAUCGUCUUGGCCAUUGAGGCUGUCCACAAGCUUGGCUUCAUCCACCGUGAUAUCAAACCUGACAAUAUCCUGCUUGACCGAGGCGGCCACGUCAAGUUGACGGAUUUCGGUCUGUCCACUGGGUUCCAUCGGCUACACGACAACAACUACUACCAGCAACUGCUGCAGGGCAGAUCGAACCGACCUCGCGACAGAAACUCGGUCGCCAUUGACCAGAUCAACCUCACAGUCAGCAAUCGUUCGCAAAUCAACGACUGGAGGCGGUCACGGAGACUGAUGGCGUACUCGACUGUCGGCACUCCUGAUUACAUAGCCCCUGAAAUCUUCACUGGCCACGGAUACUCGUUUGACUGCGACUGGUGGUCCCUGGGCACCAUCAUGUUUGAGUGUCUGGUCGGUUGGCCGCCGUUCUGUGCCGAGGAUAGCCACGACACCUAUCGCAAGAUUGUCAACUGGAGGCAAACGCUGUACUUUCCAGACGACAUCACCCUCGGUGUCGAGGCUGAAAAUCUAAUCCGAAGCAUGGUCUGCAACACGGAAAACCGGCUUGGACGUGGCGGUGCGCACGAGCUCAAGAAUCAUCCCUUUUUCCGGGGUGUCGAGUUUGACAGCCUUCGUCGCAUUCGGGCGCCGUUCGAGCCUCGCCUGACAUCCAACAUUGACACCACCUACUUCCCCACCGACGAGAUUGACCAGACCGACAACGCCACCGUCCUCAAAGCACAGGCGCUGCAGCAGGGCCGCCAGAUGGAAGAGUCUCCAGAAAUGAGUCUGCCAUUCAUCGGCUACACCUUUAAGCGAUUCGAUAACAACUUUCGCUAG
Ustilaginoidea virens is the source of this 1980-nucleotide messenger RNA. RefSeq lists its product as uncharacterized. Gene Ontology annotation, biological process: intracellular signal transduction; peptidyl-serine phosphorylation. Bases 1 to 1980 code for a protein of 659 amino acids. Gene Ontology annotation, molecular function: ATP binding; protein serine/threonine kinase activity. The record is from RefSeq and is a predicted model, not a curated record. The transcript has 4 exons. NCBI's taxonomy places the organism in Eukaryota, Fungi, Ascomycota, Sordariomycetes, Hypocreales, Clavicipitaceae.